Messenger RNA from Phacochoerus africanus (Common warthog), 2211 nucleotides. It is a transcript of the gene FBXO8, whose product is annotated as F-box protein 8. The record is from RefSeq and is a predicted model, not a curated record. The coding region runs from base 247 to 1206 and encodes 319 amino acids. Gene Ontology annotation, molecular function: protein binding; guanyl-nucleotide exchange factor activity. The transcript is spliced from 6 exons. Gene Ontology annotation, biological process: regulation of ARF protein signal transduction. NCBI's taxonomy places the organism in Eukaryota, Metazoa, Chordata, Mammalia, Artiodactyla, Suidae.
ACUCGGAGAGUCAGCCGCUCCGGCAGCUGCAGCCUGAGGCGCGCUCAGUUCGGAGGGAUCCGGUGCUGUUUCUGGGGUUCUGCUCGCCGUCACCUCCACCAGGCGUGAACAAGCAAAGUCCGAACCGGCUUCUCCAUGGCCUGGGCACCAGUUCCCGGCUGAACAUUUUUUUUUUGGCUAAAAGCCCCCGCCCAGAGGCCGAUUCGUCGCGGCGGCGGUGGAGAUCGGAGGUUCUCAGGCUUGCAGAUGGGUCAGGGGCUGUGGAGAGUGGUCAGAAACCAGCAGCUACAGCAGGAAGGCUACAGUGAGCAAGGUUACCUCAGCAGAGAGCAGAGCAGGAGGAUGGCGGCCAGCAGCAUUUCUAACACCAGUCAUCGUAAACAAGUCCAAGGAGGCAUUGAUAUAUAUCAUCUUUUGAAGACGAGGAAAUCUAAAGAACAGGAAGGCUUCAUUAAUUUGGAAAUGUUGCCUCCUGAGCUGAGCUUUACCAUCUUGUCCUACCUGAAUGCGACCGACCUCUGCUUAGCUUCCUGUGUUUGGCAGGACCUGGCGAAUGAUGAACUUCUCUGGCAAGGAUUGUGUAAAUCCACUUGGGGUCACUGUUCCAUAUACAAUAAGAACCCACCUCUAGGAUUUUCUUUUAGAAAACUGUACAUGCAGUUGGAUGAAGGCAGCCUCACCUUUAAUGCCAACCCAGAUGAGGGAGUGAACUACUUUAUGUCCAAGGGCAUCCUAGAUGAUUCACCAAAGGAAAUAGCAAAGUUUAUCUUCUGUACAAGAACACUAAAUUGGAAAAAACUGAGAAUCUAUCUUGAUGAAAGGAGAGAUGUCUUGGAUGACCUUGUAACACUACAUAAUUUUAGAAAUCAGUUCUUGCCCAAUGCACUGAGAGAAUUUUUUCGUCACAUCCAUGCCCCUGAAGAGCGUGGAGAGUAUCUUGAAACACUUAUAACAAAGUUUUCACACAGAUUCUGUGCUUGUAACCCUGAUUUAAUGAGAGAACUGGGCCUUAGUCCUGAUGCUGUCUAUGUCCUGUGCUACUCUUUGAUUCUACUUUCCAUUGACCUCACUAGCCCUCAUGUGAAGAAUAAAAUGUCAAAAAGAGAAUUUAUUCGAAAUACCCGCCGUGCUGCUCAAAACAUUAGUGAAGAUUUUGUGGGGCACCUUUAUGACAACAUCUACCUUAUUGGCCAUGUGGCUGCAUAAAAGCACAAUUGCUAGGACCUCAACUUUUAACUUCAAACUAAAGCUACCCAAGGACUUACUUAGCAGAUAUAGGGGUUGCAUUAGUGUUGGUCAUUCUAGCCUCUGUAUACAAUCAAGCUUGAGUGUACAACCUUUUUCUCUCUUACUAUUUUCUUUCUUUCUUUCUUUCUUUUUUUUUUUUAGUAAUUUCCUUGGGGAACUAAAGAAUUUUGCAGAAUUUUUCUUAAUUUUGCUUAUCAUGUUUUGCACAAAGCAGAGCCAUUGUCUGACACAGCUGUUUAAGAAUGUUAAACUGACCUUAUACUCUAAAAAAGAUGGUAUAUUUGUGCAUUAGAUUUGCCUGAAGAACUUUAUUCAUUUCCAUUCUUUUUUAAAAUACCAUGUAAUAUGUACAUAUUUAACUAAAAAGAUUUAUAAUCAUAAUUAUUUUAUUGUAAAGAUUUUAACUAAAGCCUUUCCUUUUUCUCUCAAACUGAGUUCUGAAAUUUAUUUGAUACUGAUAUGAAAUUAUUACUGUCUUCAUAAAAGUUGUCUCAUUAGAGACCAGUACCAGCUUCUCUUUCCUUUGAACAAGUAUUGAUUUGUCACUAUGCAAAAUAGGCAUUUAUUUUUGUAACAUAAAUUCAUCACCUGACCUCAUUUUUAAAACUUCUGCAUUCAUUAAGUCUGAAAUCCUUUAAAACCAUUCAGGAUAGCAAAAUAUGUUACUGCCUAAGGUUUACACACAUAAGAACAAAAUAUUAUUAGAACUUAUAUCUGAAGGAAUUAGUUAAACCUAACCUCCUAAUCUUGAUGAUUUCUGUUCAGAAUCAGUUGGGAAAGGAAUUUUGUGAAUGAAGUAAACAGGCUUUAUUCACUCGUUCAGUAAGUAGUUAUCCAGGGACUUCCAAUCAUUGUGCCAGGUACUAGUGAUACCUGGACAUGGUCUCUGCUUGCACAGAUGUUAUGUGAUUGGGUAAAGAGAGGAAAACCCAGUCUUAAUAAAGAGUAAAUGUAUGAAGUAUA